AGGGAGGGGAUAUAUGUAUAGUUAUAGCUGAUUCAUGCUGUUGUAUAGCAGAAACCAGCACAACACUGUAAAACAACUAUCCUUCAAUUAAAAAUAAAAAAAUAAUAGUCAUUCUUUUGGUAUACACUUCUAGUUUUGACAAAUACAUAUAGUUGUCUAGUCACAUCACAAUCAUUAUAAAGAACAGUUCCGCCUGCACCCACACUUUUGUAAACAUUGCUUUCCUCUCUGUCCACCCUUUGAUAAAAACUGAUCUGUUAUCUUUUCUUAUACUCUUGCUUUAGAAGAAUGUCGAUGGAGUCUGACUUUUUUCACUAAGCAUCGUGCAUUUGAAAUUCAUCCAUAUUGUACUGUGUUAUCAAUAGUGUAGUGUUAAGAAGGAGAGAUAUUAUUUACAAGGACUCCUGCAAUAGGAAAAAUGCUCUAACAAAGGUUCUCAUUUUAUAAAUAGGUCAAGAAGUGGGUUGGACACUUGUGGGGGAAGAGAGCAUGAACUGUAAAGAAUAGGUGAUAUCCUGAAGUUAGCACUUCCCACUUAGUGCCAGGGACACGAACUCAUGGUCACACAUGAGCUAUGAUGCAUCUCACUUCUCUUUUUAGAGCUUGUUUACAUUUUCAGGCAAGCCAGAGUUUGGGGAUUUGGGUGGGAGAGUGAGCCUCACUAAAAUUUAACAAGCCAAAGAAAAAUAAGAAAUGAGCAAUUGUGAAUAUAAAGUCAAGUUUUUCUUUUCUCCUAGUACCAAGUGGUAUUUAUUUAUCUUUCUAUCAGCUGAAGGAUAUUUGAAUUGUUGCCAGUUUUGGUGAUGAUGAAUAAAAAGGUAAAGCGAAAGCCAGUCAGUUGUGUCUGACUCUUUGUGACCCCAUGGACUGUACAGUCCAUUGAAUUCUGCAGGCCAGAAGACUGGAGUGGGUAGCCUUUCCGUUCUCCAGGGGAUCUUUCCAAGCCAGGGGUCGAAUCCAGGUCUCCCGCAUUUACAGGUGGAUUCUUUACCAGCUGAACCACGAGGGAAGCCCGAUAAUGAAUAAAGUUAAUAUAAAUAUUCAAGUCUAGGUUUUUGUGUAAAUGGAAGUUUUCAUUCCUCUUGCAUAGACACCAAGGGAUUCUUACAUUGCUAGGGCAUAUGGUAAGGAUAUGUUCACCACACCUAACUGCCAAGCUGUUUUCCAAAGUGGCUAUACAGUUAUAUUUCCAACAGUUGAUGAGAAUUCCAUUUGCAUCUUUUCUUCCCUAUCACUUAGUUUUGUUAUUUUGUUUUACUUGCCACUCUGAUGCACAUAUUGUGGCAGCUCACUGUAUUUUACUGUUUCCCUAAUGACUAGUUAUGUUGGUUUCUUGAUUGGUGGCAGCCAACAGGGAAGUCACAGGAGCUGCCUAGGGCUGCUAGAGUCAGCAGUCAGUGGGGUGAAAGGAGGCCUUAGUUCCCAGAAGCCUGCUGGGAACCUGGUGUCACAGGAGUCACUUGGGUCACUGGAGCUGGCAGGCACCUGGGAGAGGGGGGCCUUGGUUGGCAAAGAUCUCCCAAAGAAAUGCCUAGCAAUUACCUCUUCUGUUACACCUGCCAAGCUUUGCUGCUGCAUCCUGAUUAUUUUUAUACUUGUAGCUCUAAAUGUGGCGACACUUUCCGCUCUUCUGGCAGUGAGAAGCAGAGAGACAGACUUACAAGUUGUGUAUGUCACCUGCCCAAAAGGAUGGAUUGGAUUUGGGAAUAAGUGUUUUUAUUUUUCUGAAGACUCAGAGAAUUGGACAUUGAGUCAGAUAUCCUGUACUUCAGUGGGAGCUGUUCUUGCUCAGUUUGAAACUGAGGAUGAGCUGAACUUUCUGACAAGAUACAAAGACAUUUUUGACUAUUGGAUUGGCCUUAGCAGAGAAUCAUCACAUCAUGCUUGGAAGUGGACAGACAACUCUAAACUUAACGCCCCAUUUGUCAUCCAAGGAACUGGAGAAUGUGCCUACCUGACUGACUCUGGAGUUAGUAGUGGCAAGAGAUACGUAAUUAGAAAAAGGAUUUGCAGCAAGACAAAUACUUCUAGAGGCCACCUGCAUUCCUCAGCUCUGGCCUCUUGCUUCAUCUUCAAUGCCAUCAGCAGAGCAUCAUCAAAUCUCUCCAUGACUGACACUUCUAUCUUCCCCUAAUAAGGAGCUGUGUGACUAAAUGUGACCAACCCAGGUAAUCCAGAAUAAUCUCCCCAUCUCAAGAUCCUUAAUUAAUUACAUCUUCAAAGAUUCUUUUUUAUUUUUUUCAUGUAAGGUAACAAAUACACAUGUUUAGGGGCUUGGGACAUGGUACCUUUGAUGACGGGCGUCCAUUGCUUUGUCUACCACAUAUGUGUAAACUCAAACAAUUAACAAGCUAAAGAUUUGUUACUUACAUUGAGUUUAUUUUGCUCCAAAGACUGUUUUUUUUUUUUUUUUUCCUGUAUCUUUCACUGAGUAUAUUCCUCUUUCAUCAGCUACAUUAACCGUCCAUUCUGUUGUCAAAGUUAGAAAGGCCCAAGGGAAACAGGGCAGAGGUAAACUGGGAGUAAAUUUUCAUGCCCUUUGUGCUCAGUCAUGUCCUACUCAUUGUGACCUCUGGACUGUUGCCUGCAGGCUCCUCUGUCCAUGGGAUUUUCCAGGCAAGAAUACUGGAGGGGGUUGCCAUUUCCUUCUCCAGGAGAUCUUCCUGACCCAGGGAUUGAACCCAGGUCUCCCACAUUGUAGGCAGAUGCUUUACCAUCUGAGCCACCAGGGAAGUCCACUGCUCUAUGUAAUCACAUCUCAGUGAUUGUUUUAUUUUUAUAUUACUCAUUUAGACAGUAACUUCUGUUGGGUUUGUUGACUUAAAAAAUAGUCACAGUCUAAAAUUUGAGAAUUAUGUUUUAUUUGGUGGGAAUUUUUAGGACUUCAAGCCUGGGAGACAGCAUUUCAAGUAACUCUGAGAGAAGUGCUCUGAGGAGGUGAGGAGAAGGGCCAGGUUAUAUAGAAGUUUUACAACAAAGGGCUGGUAGUCAGAACAUCCAAAGAUUAUUGUUACUUAAAGAAAACAAGAUACUCCAAGUUAAGGAAUUGGAUGCUUUUCUAUGUAUGGGAGGAUGCAAGAAUCUGAGCUCACUGAAAUCCUUCCUUUCAAAUGUGUCUCAGUUCUCUGGGACCAGUAUUUUGGGUUUUAACAUCUUGAGGUUCCUUGGAGUUCAUCUUAGGAAGUGGCAGCAGUCUAACGGCUGUUAGAGGGCAGGUAUUCUUCUCCUUCCUGAGUUCCCUUAGUGCUCACAGGCUCACACUGGAGGGCUGCAAUCACUGACAACUGUGAUAUCCUUUUUAACUGAUCUGGCAGGAAAUCUUCCAUUUCUCAGGUGGUAAUGUGUAACUUGAAGACCUUUUUCUUACCUUUUCACACUCAGUCAAUUAGUCACUCACUUCCAUCUCCUAAAUAUAGGCCCAAUUAAAUUCUUUUGGAAAAUAAAAAAGUUUUUAUCUUCAAUAAAAUUAAAAUAACUCUCUGUGUACUUUCUCCUCUCACACUGCAGCUCCCUAGGAACCAUGUAAAACAAUGUCACUUCAUCUUAUGUGUCAUGUCGGCUAUCAGGUAUAGAGUUUCAUAAGAAAGUAAACAAGACAAUAAGAUUUAGGAAUUAUAAAAUUCACAUAUUUAAUAAAGAGCCUUUGGGUUAUUUGGAAAGUUAUUUUCUCAUACUUCUUCUUUUCUAAUGUGUGGUUGAGUUAUUUUAAAUUUCAGGGGGUUUCCUAACAGCCAGACACAUUCUCUUCUCUUUUGCAGUUCCCUUCAGAUGGACUAUUUCCUCCUUCAAACUCAAUUGCCUCGCCCUUUCAUAUAGCAAAUGUCUACUCAAGUUAUUGGUUUGGAAAUUUAUUCAACGGUUCCUUGGAAGACUUUCCACUGAGUAGAUAUAUCUCAUUAAGUGCUCUCAUAAUAUACUUAUUCCACUGUUUUUUGCAAUUUGUCACAAUGAAUCAUUUAUACCCUGUUAACUUUGCAGUUUCCUAUUAAACUGCUCAGUGAGGCCUGGUGACUCAAAGGUAGUAUCUUCAAAAAUAUGUUCUAAAUGGCAAGUGAGUAACCGUACAAAUAUUCAAGUACUUAGUUUUCAGUUUCUUGUUCUCAGAAUUGAGAGAAGUUAAGCAAUGUGAAACAGAACUUUCAUGAUAAAUGCAUCUAAUGCAGAAAUCCCAUGACCUGGUUUAGUCACUGACCUUUUACUGCCUUAAUGGAAUUUCCAAAUCAGACCAUUUACUCUGUUCCUGGCAACUUACAACAAAUUUACGUGGUUUCUCACUCAAGGAGCUCAUUUUCAAUGUAGUUGAACCAACUACAUGAGAUACAUUUAAAUCUUUUAUCAAUGUUUCUGGCUCAUGGUAAAUGAUGAUAAACUGUAGCUUUAUGUUACCAUGUCAUGAUAAUAAUGGUAAAAGUAAUGUUAUUACUUCUGUCAAUUAUUUGGGAAUUCCAAGAAUAUGCAAUUUACUAAGGUUUUGUUCCAUUUCUCUUUGACAGAAAAAUGAUAAAAUGAUGUAAAAAGGAUAAACUUGAAAGUUCAUAUGUACUUCUGUUUAUAAUAAAGCAAGUUGAGAGAGGCCAAGCUGAUGCUGAGAAGAAUUAGAAGAGCCAGACUCAAACAAACAAGUUUUUAAAAAGGCAUUGGAAAAUUUUCAAGGUAAUUGGAGGAACAGUAAAGAUUCAGAGAAGUGAAUAAACACUUUGAGGUUCACUCUUCUCCUAGCAGUAUCUUGGUGAAGGAUCACCUGCUCAGAAUCUGAACAGGGCCAUGGCCAGCAGGCACUCUGCUAGGUGAGAUAAAAAUCGCUACCAAUGCACUUGAAGGACCAAAAUCCUGAAGCGAAAAGUGGGUCAAAGAAAGCUUGAUAUUUUUCCUUUAAGCCAUUUGCCAAAUGAUUAAACUUCACAAGGAAAGAGGCUAAAAAGAAAAAAUGUGACAAGUAGAGUGGCAUUUUGACAGUCAUGUAGUUUUGAGAAGAAAAAAAAAUCAGAUUCACUCUCCAACAAGAAAAGGAACUUUAGUAAUAUUCCAUGCUCUGAGAUGGAAUUUCUAGAGGGUUUAGUCACAGAUGCUAAGAUAAAUAAGAAAUAAUGGAAUGGUUGAAAAAUGGUAGAUAAAAUCUUGCAGAAACUGCAAUAGACUUAAAUCAACUCAGUCUUUAUUGGAUUAAGACAAUAUCAAUGAAUGUAAUACUUAGCAGAGGAUAAUGUGAAUACUUCCUGGAAGCAGGUUUCAUAUUUCAUACAUGUGUAGGUACACUGACAACAUUCAAGCAAAAAUUUUCUUAUUGUACCAACAGGUAAAACAAACAGACAAAUGAAUAAAUAAAUAAUAGACACAUAGAUGACUCAGGUAUUAGAAUCACCAAACUCAAACUUUAAAAUAACUAUGAUUAACACAUUCUAGAAAAUAGUUAACAAAAAUGAUGCAUUUUACUAGAGAAGUGGAAUCCCUAAAUAUAAAUCAAAUGGAAAUUUUAUAAACAAAAAUUGCAAUAAAAAUUGAUGGUUUAACAGAUAGGUUUAAAAGCAGAUUGAUCUCAGCAGAAGACACAAUUACAAAAAUGUAAGGUAGGUCAGCAAAAAUUCCACACUGAAGCACAGAGAAGCAAUAAAGAAAAUAUUAUUCAGAUAUAAGGGUAAUAAUAAAAAUUCUUAAUAUAGAUGCAAUUGUACACUCAGAAGCGAAAAAAUUGGAGGAAGGCAAAAGCAGUAAUUUAAGAGAUAGCAAUCAAUAAUUUUUCAAAAGAGAAGAAAGACAUCAAGCUAUAAAUUUAAGAAGCUUGGCAAAUUAAAAGCAAGAUAGACUUUUGAAAAUCAUACCUAGGAAAACUAUAGUAAAAUUACUGCAAAACUAAAAGAAAAAAAGAAAAAAAGUAGGUAUAGUAAGAAUGACCAGUGCCUUCAUAAUGGAAACAAUGAGGAAAUGACUUUUUUUUUUUUUU
Molecule: messenger RNA, 5941 nt
Organism: Bubalus bubalis (water buffalo)
Lineage: Eukaryota; Metazoa; Chordata; Mammalia; Artiodactyla; Bovidae
Product: C-type lectin domain family 2 member D11
Exons: 6
Coding region: 1313-2134 (273 amino acids)
Cellular component (GO): external side of plasma membrane
Source: RefSeq, a predicted model, not a curated record